Molecule: messenger RNA, 1436 nt
Organism: Panthera uncia (snow leopard)
Lineage: Eukaryota; Metazoa; Chordata; Mammalia; Carnivora; Felidae
Gene: CBLN1
Product: cerebellin 1 precursor
Exons: 3
Coding region: 1-582 (193 amino acids)
Cellular component (GO): synaptic cleft; glutamatergic synapse
Molecular function (GO): protein binding
Source: RefSeq, a predicted model, not a curated record
AUGCUGGGCGUCGUGGAGCUGCUGCUGCUGGGGGCGGCGUGGCUGGCGGGCCCGGCCCGCGGGCAAAAUGAGACAGAGCCCAUCGUGCUGGAAGGCAAGUGCCUGGUGGUGUGCGACUCCAACCCCACGUCCGAUCCCACGGGCACAGCUCUCGGCAUCUCUGUGCGCUCCGGCAGCGCCAAGGUGGCUUUCUCUGCCAUCAGAAGCACCAACCACGAGCCGUCCGAGAUGAGUAAUCGCACUAUGAUCAUCUACUUUGACCAGGUACUAGUGAACAUCGGGAACAACUUUGAUUCAGAACGCAGUACUUUCAUCGCCCCGCGCAAAGGGAUAUACAGUUUUAACUUCCACGUGGUAAAAGUCUACAACAGACAGACCAUUCAGGUAAGCCUCAUGUUAAACGGGUGGCCGGUGAUUUCAGCCUUUGCUGGUGACCAGGACGUGACCCGGGAGGCCGCCAGCAAUGGAGUUCUCAUCCAGAUGGAGAAAGGCGACCGAGCAUACCUCAAGCUGGAGCGGGGGAACUUGAUGGGGGGCUGGAAGUACUCGACCUUCUCCGGAUUCCUGGUCUUUCCCCUCUGACUGGCUCAUCACCGUAAUGAAGGCAGGGAGAGGGCGAAGGCAGGAGGAAGGCAGGAGGGGGAAUGAGAAGACAGCACGACUGGAAACUUCCUACAUGGUCCCCAGCUGUAUCCGGGUAAAAGGUGUGCACCGGCCGCUGGUCGAACAACUUUGUCCGUUUCCUCAUUAGGAGAAGCAAAUUCUGCUUAGCUCUGCGCACUCCCAUUUCCAAAAAUAAACUCGCCUCCCCCAUUCCGGUUGAAGUAAUCAAGAAAGAGAGACUGCCUUGUCAUUGUUUCUUACCCCCAUGUUCAUGUUCCCUAAAAUUUAUACAAAAGAAACUUUGUAUUUCACUGUAUAACGUGAAAUAUCUUCCUCCUCAGCCCCCUCGGAAUCUUUCCACCUGCUGAAAUCUAAUAUACUCCUCCCCCUUUUUAGUUUGGAGAGGGGAAUAAGGUUUUUGUUUUGUUUUUUGAAUGGGGGAGGUAGUUUUAAUUUGGCAAGUGUUGCUCUUAAAACACCGCUCAAGAGUUAAUUAGCUGAAGAUACUUUGUGUCCUCCGCUGCUUGUUAGCAGAGACAGGACUUACCUUAGUGGUGACUGGUUCAAAAAUAUAUAUAAAUAUAUAUCAUUUGUAUUCAAAGAACUCUUCCCAGUGGAAACUGGCUGUAUUUCCGUAUUUCUAUGUCCUAUUCGGAGUGAUCGUGAAAUCUAAGGCUGCUUGAUGUUCUGAUGCUUGUCAAUGCCCUCGUGUUCUGUGACUCCACUAAAUGCCAGGAGGUUCUUCCGGACGCUUCCUCGUCCUCUGUAACAUACGUGUGAAUAGCCAAGAUUUAAUUUUGCUUUAACCCAAUAAAGUUGAAGUGGGACUUUUA